CGCUGAGCCGAGUAUCGCAGAGGAACCCGGGGGAGUAUAUAACGAAAGACUUGGUUCACUCCUCACCCUCUAGUUCAGGCUUCGUAUUCCAUUCUCCCUGAACUUGUUCCCCUCCCUCCAGUGCGUUGGGCUUCUCUCGCACCAUGUAUCUCAUUUUCAUCCUCCCUUCCCUCUGCCUCCUCUACCAUCUGCUCCGUCUCUUCCAUACAGCGUUCACCUUGCGUUCGCUUUCCUCCGUGCCAGGACCCUGGGUAACUCGCCUGACCAAGCUCUGGUACUUUGAUCGCGUGCGUCGGGGCCAUUUCGAAGAGGACAACGUUCGCCUUCACCGUCAAUACGGCCCCGUCGUCCGCAUCGCCCCGGACCACUAUAGCAUCAGUGACCGGGCGGCCGUUAAGACCGUCUACGGAACCGGCAGCAAGUUCGCCAAAUCCGCCUGGUACGAGGGCUGGAAGCACCCCGAUCCCGACCGGUGGACCUUGUUUCCCGACCGCGAUGUGAAGAGACACGCCGAAACGCGCAAGAGGUUCUCCAGCCUCUACUCCAUGACCUCCCUGGUUCACUAUGAACAGUUCGUGGAUCAUUGCGCCGAUAUCUUUACCCAGCGAUUGACCGAGUUCACGGAGCGUGGGGAAGGUUUCAACCUCGGCCAUUGGUUCCAGUGUUAUGCGUUCGACGUCAUCGGCGAGAUUACUUUUGGACAGAGAUUUGGCUUUCUAGACCAAGGACACGACAUCGAAGGCACCAUGGACGCACUCCAGAAGCUGAUGGCAUACAGCACGCUGGUCGGCAUCUAUCCUCAAUGGCAUCCCCGACUCUUUGGCCCGUUGAGUCGCUUCAGCUGGUCUGGAGCCGGCGGUCGAGCAUACAUUAUGCGCUAUGUUGGGGAGAGAAUCCAACAGCAUAACGCCCAGCCGAAGCGAGAUCCCGAAAGCGAGACGCUUCAAACCCAGGACUUCCUGGAGAAAAUGACAAUCGCGCGAGACAAAGACCCGGAAAAGGUCACCGACUAUCAUCUCUUUAUGAUGGGCCAAUCCAACGUUAUUGCCGGGUCAGAUACCACGGCUAUCAGCCUGUCGGCGAUCAUGUACUUCUUGCUGCGUUCUCCGGCCGUGUUGGAGAAGCUGCGCCGGGAGAUCGAUGGUUUUACCGCUCAGGGUCGUUGCAGUCCCCGCGUCACAUUCAAGGAAAGCCAAGAGAUGCCAUACUUCCAGGCCGUCAUCAAGGAAGCUCUCCGCAUGCACAGCGCCACGGGUUUGCCCUUGUGGCGCGAAGUCCCGGCCGGAGGAGCCGAGAUUAGCGGUUAUUUCUUCCCCGAGGGCUCGGUGGUCGGUGUGAAUACUUGGGUGGCGCACUAUGACGAGGAAAUAUUUCCGGACGCAAAAUCCUUUCAACCGGAGAGGUGGAUAGAAGCGGAGACCGACCCCGAGAGACUGAAGAUCAUGAACGACAUGUAUAUGCCGUUUGGUCUUGGGUCCCGAACGUGCCUUGGGAAACACAUCUCGAUUCUCGAAAUGUCCAAGUUGAUCCCUCGGAUAGUUCGCGAUUUUGAAUUCGGCAUAAAACACCAGAAGUGGAACACGGAGAACUUUUGGUUUGUGAAGCCGAUCGACUUUGAGGUCACCGUAACCAAGCGAGCACCAGUCCAGACAUCCGUGUAAAUUGAAUAAUAGGGUUGAUUAUCUAGCGU
Molecule: messenger RNA, 1690 nt
Organism: Aspergillus steynii IBT 23096
Lineage: Eukaryota; Fungi; Ascomycota; Eurotiomycetes; Eurotiales; Aspergillaceae
Product: cytochrome P450
Exons: 4
Coding region: 144-1661 (505 amino acids)
Molecular function (GO): monooxygenase activity; oxidoreductase activity, acting on paired donors, with incorporation or reduction of molecular oxygen; heme binding
Source: RefSeq, a predicted model, not a curated record